AUCGAGUAUUGAAUAAGAACAAGGUUUUUACAAGGUUUUCGAUAAACAAUAUAUUGUAUAAAUGCCAUUUUUAUGGAGGAGAAAGCGCGGCAGCGGCCGGAGAGGAGCUCCGGCGAAAAGGGAAGUACCGAAAGCGAUCGUAAAGCCGCGUAACGAACUCGUAAUUCCUACCCAUUUCCGUUGCCCGAUAUCGCUCGAUUUGAUGAAGGAUCCGGUCUCGUUGUCGACCGGGAUAACGUACGAUAGGGAGAGUAUCGAGAAUUGGAUUGACGCGGGGCACGUCACGUGCCCCGUGACAAAUCAAGUCUUGAGAAACAUCGAUAGGAUCCCGAAUCAUUCGUUGCGACAAAUGAUCCAAGAUUGGUGCGUUGAGAACAAGUCUCUCGGGGUCGAGAGGAUCCCCACCCCGCGAAUCCCGAUUAGUUCUUUCGACGCCUCAGAAAUUUUUACGCGAAUAUUGGCUAGCGCACGAGAACGAGACGAAGCGACGUGCAGUGAAUUGCUCGGAAAAAUCAAGAAUUUAGCGAAGGAGAACGAGCGAAACAAACGUUGUAUGGUAGGUAACGGGAUUGGCUCGACUCUAGCUAACGUGUUCGACUCGUUCGCCCGUGUUUCGGGGGAUACGAACAUAAAUUUGCUCGAGGAAAUAUUGGCGACGUUAACAUGGAGUUUUCCAUUAGGUCAAGACGGGGUUUCGAAGUUGAAAUCUCCGGCUUCGCUACAUUUCAUGGCGAGGAUUUUGAAUCACGAAUCUAACAGUCAAUAUUCCACGAUCCAAAACACGAUCAUCAUGUUGAAAGAAUUAAUUUUCGAGGAUAGAAGCGUCGUCGAAAGAAUAAUGGAAGUCGAGGGCAUCGAAAGAACAUUUCUUCGCGUCUUGGAAAUGCCCGUCGGCCCUAAAGCUACGCAAGCGUGCCUAAUGAUCAUUCACCAGAUAAUGACAACGUCGAAACAAGAGAAAGAAAAUCACACGUCUGCGACAUUCGCAAACUUCAUCCGAUUAGGGCUAGUUCCCUUAAUUCUCGACAUCCUCGUCGAUAGCAAUAGAUCCACGUGCGAAAAAGCGUUGAUCGUUUUGGACAACGCGUGCGACUCCGAGGAAGGUAAGAAAACGGCGAGCGCGAAUGCCCUAACGAUCCCGUUGAUCGUUAAGAAGAUUCUACGGGUUUCAGACACCGCGACCGAAUAUUCCAUCGCGAUUCUUUCGAAGCUAAGCUUCGGAGAAAACGAGGACGCGCUAGCCGAUGCCGUAACUCAUGGAGCUUUCCAGAAGCUUCUAGUAGUUUUGCAAGUUGGAUGUGGUGAAAGAACAAAGGAGAAUGCAAGUGAAUUGUUGAGAUUGAUGAACAAGUAUAGGAACAAGUUGGAUUGUUUCGAUUCCUCCAUGGGAUUUAAGUAUAUGAAAAAGUCGAAUUGAUCAUCUCUUUGUAAUAUUAGGACAACUUCGAAUGUUCUUGUCUUUUCAUUUAGGGUUCUAGAUGGGAAUAUGUAUAGUUGUUCAAUUUUUACUUGUAUAGAAAGAUAUUUUGUAGUUGGUUGGGAAAUUAUAAUACUCCUUCCGUUCCGUCCGCUUGAAAUAUAUGCGUUUAUAU
This is a messenger RNA of Andrographis paniculata, 1592 nucleotides long. RefSeq names its product U-box domain-containing protein 21-like. The coding region runs from base 62 to 1417 and encodes 451 amino acids. The record is from RefSeq and is a predicted model, not a curated record. NCBI's taxonomy places the organism in Eukaryota, Viridiplantae, Streptophyta, Magnoliopsida, Lamiales, Acanthaceae. Gene Ontology annotation, biological process: protein ubiquitination. The transcript has a single exon. Gene Ontology annotation, molecular function: ubiquitin protein ligase activity.